ACUGUGCUAGACGCAUCCAGAAGUAUGUUACCAAGAAGUUUGGAGAGGACUGGAUUUUCUUGAUUCUGCUAGGUCUGGUCAUGGCACUGGUGAGCUGGGGAAUGGAUUAUGCCAGCGCGAAGAGCCUACAGGCCUACAAGUGGAUGUACAGAGAGCUGCACCCGAAUGUCGCUAUGCAGUAUUUGGCAUGGGUCACAUACCCCCUUGUUCUCAUUCUGUUUGCGGCCAUUUUCUGCCAUCUCGUCUCCCCACAGGCUGUUGGGUCUGGAAUUCCAGAACUGAAGACAAUUAUGAGGGGAGUAGUACUCAAGGAAUACCUCACUCUCAAAGCUUUUGUGGCCAAAGUUGUGGGCCUUACAGCUGGGCUUGGAAGUGGCAUGCCCGUGGGGAAAGAGGGUCCUUUUGUGCAUAUUGCUAGCAUCUGUGCUGCUGUACUCAGCAAGUUCAUGUCAAUUUUCUGUGGUGUGUAUGAG
Messenger RNA from Tinamus guttatus (white-throated tinamou), 473 nucleotides. Lineage: Eukaryota; Metazoa; Chordata; Aves; Tinamiformes; Tinamidae. The record is from RefSeq and is a predicted model, not a curated record.